AUGAAAUCAAAUAAGCAUAAGACCCAGUAACAUUAUCCAAUCUAUAUAUUAAAAACUUAAAGGAAGGUAUUCAUCUAAAUUAUUCUUAAUGAACUAAGAAUACUGGAAGCACAAAAUAAAUCAUUAAAAACUACUUUAGGAGUAUAUGAUUUCGAAGCCAAAAAAAGACCCUAAUCAGGUAUUGAAAAGAUAGCUAAUUCACAAAUCAAAAAAAUUGAAUUAGGAUAAAAACCAUCAGAUUUUGCAAAAUAUCCGUAAAUACUAUAUACAAAUAAUUAUUAGAACCAAUUCAAAAUUGAGCAAUUUAUUUGUUGAUGAGAGUGCCUUUGGUAGUUCUGCUGUUAGAAUUGAAUACAUAAGAGAACUAGAAUUUUUAGUUGAUGCAUUAAAAAAAUAGAAUGCUGAACUCUAAACACAAAUCUAAAUCAAAAAGCCUAAUCUAUAACAUAGUUCUAUUGUUAUACCCAAAAAAUAUGAAGGACAUGAUUGUGUAAAUGAUUAAAUACUAGUCUAAAAAUCAACACUAAUCAAUGUAAGUAAAAUUACUAUAGCUAAUGAGUUAACUUCAAAAAAUAAACUAAAACCAGAUAAUUCUCUUAAAGAUAGGUAAUCCACAUUAAAUACUAUUUUUAGAUAAAUUCAAAAUUUAAUAGAGGAAAAGAAACUCUUAGAAUAAGAAGUUGCUAUGUAUAAAGAAACAUCAAAAACAAGAUAAGCAAAAAGAGAAGGAUUUGAUGCUGAUAAAAUGGUUAAGAAAUUUGAUAAAAAUUCAAUUAUUUAUGGAGCCAAAUAGAAGUAUCUAACAUAAAGCAAACAUGAUGAAGAAAUUAAGGAAAAAUAUUUAUAGGCUUUAAUGCAAGAGACAUUUUUAUUAUAAUAAUAAUUAUAAAGAAUAUAAGAAGAAAGUAAAUACUUUGAUCCCCAUAAAAAAUCUGAAUAUUGA
Messenger RNA from Paramecium pentaurelia, 943 nucleotides. NCBI's taxonomy places the organism in Eukaryota, Ciliophora, Oligohymenophorea, Peniculida, Parameciidae. The record is from the annotation of a GenBank genome assembly.